This is a messenger RNA of Musa acuminata AAA Group (dessert banana), 6422 nucleotides long. Its product is annotated as formin-like protein 20. The record is from RefSeq and is a predicted model, not a curated record. The coding region runs from base 307 to 5814 and encodes 1835 amino acids. NCBI's taxonomy places the organism in Eukaryota, Viridiplantae, Streptophyta, Magnoliopsida, Zingiberales, Musaceae. The transcript is spliced from 18 exons.
UUCAAAACAGUAAAAAACGAAAAAGAAAAGGGGGCGGAAGAAAACCCAAAGGAGUCGGUCUCUGAUUAUUCUUUGUUCUCGCCUUUCCCUGUAGUGGUGAGGGCGAAACCCUCGCGAUCGACCGAUCUCGACAACGAUCUCGCCCUUGGGAGAGCUGCUCGAUCGGAGGGGUAGCUCGCGGCCGCGAUCGGAUUUCCGGUCGCGGUGAGGUGGAGCGGGCGAUUGAAUUGAUCGGUUGGUGGUCGAGGUCUCGGGUUUGGAUCCGACGGGGGGAGCAGCGUUGGCUGCCGGUGGCAGCGCCGGCGGAUGGCGUUGUUCAGGAGGCUCUUCUACCGGAAGCCGCCGGAUCGGCUGUUGGAGAUUUCGGAAAGAGUCUAUGUGUUCGACUGCUGCUUCUCAACGGAAACUCUUGGUGAAGAUGCCUACAAGGUCUACAUGAAUGGCAUAGUCUCUCAACUGCAGGAUUAUUUUCCAGAUGCCUCCUUCAUGGUAUUUAAUUUUAGAGAGGGGGAUCAAAGGAGCCAAAUUUCAGAUAUUUUAACUGAGUCUGGUAUGACGGUCAUGGACUAUCCCCUACAGUAUGAAGGAUGUCCUUUGCUUCCUUUGGAGAUGAUCCACCACUUCUUGAAGUCGAGUGAGAGCUGGUUGUCAUUGGAAGGGCAGCAAAAUGUGUUGUUGAUGCACUGUGAGAGAGGAGGCUGGCCCAUGCUAGCCUUCAUGCUUGCUGGCUUACUUCUUUAUAGAAAACAGUACACUGGUGAGCAAAAGACUCUUGAAAUGGUGUAUAAACAAGCCCCUAAGGAGCUACUCCAUGUUUUGUCGCCCUUAAACCCACAACCAUCUCACCAAAGAUAUCUUCAGUACAUAUCUAGAGGAGGAAAUGCACCAGAAUGGCCUCCAAAAGAUAUGCCCCUAAUUUUGAAUCGCUUGAUUCUUAGGGUCAUACCUAAUUUUGAUGGAGAAGGAGGUUGCAGGCCGAUGAUUCGCAUUUAUGGUCAAGACCCAUUGGUUCCCAAUAGUAGGAACGCGAAGAUUCUUUUUGCAACACCUAAGACCAAGAAGCAUGUUCGGCACUACAAACAGGCGGAGGCUGCACCAGUAAAAUUAAAUACUCGUUGUCGUGUGCAAGGAGAUGUAGUUGUUGAAUGCAUCAAUCUGGAUAAAGAUCUGGAACAUGAGGAGAUAAUGUUCAGGGUUAUGUUCAAUACAACCUUUAUCCAAUCUAAUAUUCUGAUGCUGUCUCGUGAGGAAAUUGACGUUGUGUGGAAUACGAAGGUUCAUUUUUCUAGAGAUUUCAAAGCUGAGGUAAUAUUUUCAGAAUUUGAUGCUUUUGAAUCUGAUUCAAGCACGGAAUCGCUGAUUGAAGAUGGUGAUGAAACAGAAGGUGCUUUCACGGAGACAGAGGAGUUUUUUGAGGCUGAAGAGAUAUUUACCAAUGCUGACUGGCAAAAUGUGAAUCGAGAUACUGAAGCUACUACAUUUAGAAAUGCAACACCCGUUGAUGAUGGGAGUUCAAUAAUGGAAAUCUGUAAUUUGACUGGUGAAGCAAGGAGUAGGUUUGAGACAAGCAAAGCUGAAGAGGAUUCAGAGACAAGGGUUUCCCAAAAGUUGACAGAAACAGAUGGCAAAUAUAUCAUGAUAGAAACCUGUAGCAUGCAUGGUCCAGCUAAGACUAGUUCUGAAUCUGACAAAUGUGAGCAUGAUGAUGAAUUUGUAAUGGUGAAAUCAGUCACUUCAGAAUGUAUGGUUCAGAUCGAAGAGAAGAAAAUGAUAGAAUGCAGCACAUUGCGACAGGACAAAAAAGGAACUGCUACUUCACUGGGUGAAGAAAACGAUCUAAUGAAGAUUAACAAUCUUAAGCAGGAGACUGAGACUGUUACAGGUUUGGUGAAUAUGACACAUAAUUUUGUUGAUACAGAAGCUCCAGAUACAACUGAAAGAAAAUGGGAAGAUGGUGACUAUAAACAUGGCUCAGAGAACAUUUCUGAAACAAGAUCUAAUUCUAUUGGUGAAAUUCCCAGUCUGGCCAAACAUCUUCCUGAAAGAGAGACCGACAGUAGCACCUAUCAAGAUAAAGUCGAACAUUAUAGUGAAAGUGCAUUGAGAAUUCCAGGUGUGACAGAAGAAACAAUGACCAAAUUUCCUCCCAUUGCUUGCAGUAGUACUGGCAAGAUUAUCAGCAAAGAGUCGACAUAUAUGGAUUACGCAGUUACUUGUGAGGAGAAGAAUAUAGUAGAGGUCAGCAACUCUGAACAUGAAGUGAAGGAUAUUAUUGCACUUGAUGUUGAAGAGAAGAAUAUAGCUGAAACAUACAAUAUUGAGCAAGAUGCAUCAGGCCUGGCCUCUGAGAAGACAAUGACCUCAUGUACCAUGACUUGCAAGACACAAAUUUUGACUUCGACACAUGAUGCUGACAACAGACCUGAAAAAAUAAAGUCAAGGUUCAAUCAAGAGAAUAUUACUACCAGGAAAACUCUGCUUGACAAGGGUCACAAUCAAGGAAACCAGGGUCUAUCACAAGAAGUUAAAUUGGAGUGCAAAAGGGAGCCAGACAAAGUUGUUGCUCAAAGCAAGACACAGCCCAAAAUUCUCAAUCAGAAAUUUGGAAAUGGUGAAGAGAAGCAGACUCUAGAAAUAUCUUCGUAUACCAUGCCAGAGAAACCAUCAUCAGGCACAAAACGACCUGAUUCCCUAGUAUCUAAGACAAUGGUUAAACAGCAGGAAUCUGCAGCAGAUCAACAAAGCUCGAGACAGGCAAAGACAGUUGCUAGGUGGAUCUCACCAAGAAAAGACUCUGAUGCUACUUCAGUGCAUUUGCCUUCUCACCCUCCAUCCAGGUAUAACAGUGCACCAGCUGCUCUAGCCAUUUCUGCGGCUUAUCAAGGUUAUAUAAGUGGUAAAGUUGCAGUGGUGUCUGAAACUCCAGCUUGUGCAGAUAAAGCUGCAUCUUCCCUGCAGUUGUCAGUUCAAUCUUCUAUAUGUCAUGUGUUAUCUCCAAUUGAGGAAGCACCUCUAUCUGCUUUGGUGGUACCUCCACCUGCUCGUGGCGAGCAUUCAACCCCUCCUAAGUUGCAAGCUCAUAAUACCCGCACCCCACCCCCACCCCCACCCCCACCUCCACCCCUUUCUUUUAGUACUCCAACAAGUUCAUAUUUUGCUAAUGGCCAUUUUAACCCUCCUCCUCCACCACCACCACCACCACCGUUGAAGAUCGGAGGAGCUAAAGGCACAUCUGCUUACUCCACACAUCAUUUAUUACUACCGACCCCGCCAGCCCCCCCACCACCACCACCACCACCACCACCUUCCUCAUCUGGAGUCUUAUAUAGUUCAUUUCUGCAGUCUUCCCAAACUUCAGCUUCACAAACCAAAGCCACUGUAAAGGCUCUUCCACCACCUCCUCCACCUCCGCCACCACCUCCUCCACGCAAUAAAAUUGACUUAUAUGCAUCACCUUCCUCACCUCCAUCCAUCCCACCACCAUCUUUGCCCUCAGGAGCAUCAAGUAGAGGUCCCCCUCCACCGCCUCCUCUUCCUCCACGGCUCGAAGGUUUAGUGUCUAAAAUUCCUCCUUCUCAACCUAUGACAGCAAGAACAUCCACUGAAUCUUCACCAUUGUCACCACCACCACCACCUCCUAUGAGAAAUACAUCAUGUGCCCCUCCUCCACCACCACCGCCAUCACUGCCACCAAAUCGCGGAGGAAAACCAUUAGUUCCUCCUCCUCCUCCACCUCCUCCAUUGCCAAGGGCUUCUGUUAAAAGUCCUCCAUCAGUACCUCCUCCUCCACCACCACCUCCUAUGCCUUACUCAAGUUCAUCAAAGUUUCCCAAUGAUGCCACCACCCCACCACCUCCUUCAGUUCGUGGAACUCCAUCUCCACCCCCUCCACCACCUCCUCCUCCUGGCCUAUAUGGUGGUACAACACCUCCACCACCACCACCUCCUCCUCCUCCUCCUGUACUUGGUCCAUGUAGUGGUGCUCCUCCUCCACCACCUCCACCACCGCAUCUUGGCCCACGUAGUGGUGCUCCUCCUCCACCACCUCCACCACCGCAUCUUGGCCCACGUAGUGGUGCUCCUCCUCCACCACCUCCGCCAGGUCCUCCACCUCCUCCUGGCUCACGAGUCAGUGCCCCACCACCACCCCCUCCUCCAGUUCUACGUGGUGGUGCCCCUCCUCCACCGCCUCCUCCUGGCUCACGAGGUAAUGUCCCACUUCCACCCCCUCCUCCAGGUCCACGUGGUAGUGCUCCUCCGCCACCCCCUCCUCCAGGUCCACGUGGUAGUGCCCCUCCGCCACCGCCUCCUCCUGGAGGACGUACACCUCCUCCACCGCCUCCUCCUGGAGCACGUACACCUCUGCCACCAGCCCCACCUAGAGCACCUGGUGCUCCACCACCUCCUCCAUCCAGUUCUCAAGCUGAUGCUAGAGGAUUAUCGCCAAAUGGGGCAAGAGGACGUGGACUUACACGUUCUGCAGCCUUAAAUUCAUCAAAUUUGGCACCGCGUAGGUCAUUGUUGAAGCCGCUGCAUUGGGUGAAAGUAACAAGAGCUGUUCAAGGAAGCUUAUGGGCUGAACUACAGAGAUCUGGUGAUGCUUUAAGUGCUUCAGAAUUUGAUGUGUCAGAACUUGAAAGCCUCUUCUCUGCAGUGGUCCCUAAAAAAGAUGAUAGCUCUAAAUCUGACGGGCGUCGCAAAUCUCUUGGAUCAAAAUCCGAUAAAGUUCACUUAAUUGAAUUAAGGCGCGCCAACAAUACUGAAAUCAUGCUGACAAAGGUCAAGAUGCCACUUCCUGAUUUGAUGAGUGCUGCUUUAGCAUUGGAUGAUUCCAUUUUAGAUGUUGACCAAGUAGAAAAUCUCAUUAAGUUUUGUCCAACCAAAGAGGAAAUGGAGCUUCUCAAGGGCUAUACUGGUGACAAGGAAAAACUUGGAAAGUGUGAGCAGUAUUUCUUGGAGUUGAUGAAAGUUCCGCGAGUGGAAUCUAAAUUAAGAGUUUUUUCUUUCAAGAUUCAGUUCGUCUCUCAGGUUUCUGAUCUUAGAAAGAGUCUGAACACCAUAGACUCUGCUUGUGAACAGAUUCGCAACUCUAUCAAAUUGAAAGAAAUCAUGAAGAAAAUUCUUUUCCUUGGUAAUACCUUAAAUCAAGGAACUGCAAGAGGCUCAGCAAUUGGCUUUCGUUUGGACAGUAUUCUUAAACUUACUGAUACUCGUGCUACUAAUAACAAAAUGACGCUUAUGCACUAUUUGUGCAAGGUGCUUGCUUUGAGAUCUCCACAUCUUCUGGAUUUUUAUGAGGACCUUACUAGCUUGGAAGCUGCAUCAAAGAUACAAUUAAAAUCCUUGGCUGAAGAAAUGCAAGCCAUUGUCAAGGGUCUGGAGAAGGUUGAGUUGGAGCUGAAUGCAUCUGAAAAGGAUGGCCCUGUCUCUGAAAUUUUCCGUAAAACCUUGAAGGAGUUUGUUGUUGUCGCUGGAGCUGAUGUGCAAUCACUAACGACACUCUAUAAAGAAGUGGGUAAAAAUGCUGAUGCCCUUGCCAUAUAUUUUGGUGAAGAUCCUGCACGUUGCCCUUUUGAACAAGUCAUCUCUACACUUUUGAACUUUGUCUUGAUGUUCCGACGGGCACAUCAGGAGAAUUGCAAGCAAGCUGAGCUUGAGAAGAAGAAAGCUGAGAAGGAGAGAGAGAUGGAAAAGUCUAAAGCUUCAACACCAAGUAGUAAAAAUGAUUCAAAGGAAACAAGUUUGAGCCAGCAGCUGCUGGAAGCAAAGACGAGAACCGAGAAUACAAACAGGCGUGAAAAAGAUGUUAGAUGAUAUCUAAUUUCCUCAUUUUGGCUUACAUCUCAUGUGCUACCUUCCUGGGGAUCUGUGCAUUACCACCACGCAAGAUCCCCGUCCAGAUUGGGAGAAGAUGGUGCUGCAACCAGGCACUGCUUCAAGCAUGAAAGACUCUGGUUCAAGCCUCGGACUGAAGUCGUGGUACUGAGUCACAAUAGUGAUUACUCCAUCGUGGUAAACUUGACCUCUAUGUCAUCCGCAAGCCUUCCAGCUUUUUGCUGAUCUUACAUGCCAACAGGCGACUUGGAGAUUAGAGGUCAGAUCGAUCAAUUACCCCUGACCGGUCAAGCAUCCCCAGAUUAUGUAUUCUAAUUCUUGUACAGACCUAACCCCUUGGUUCAUUUGAUUCCUUCUCCUUUUUUUUUUUUUUCUUUCGGUUUUUAACCCCCCACCCCCCCCAUUUUUUCUUUUUGAGAACUUGUGUGAUUCUUGUUCCCACGCUUACCAUUUUCUCACUUGCAGUGGCUUGGGUACCGCCAGGCUUCAGAAAUUAUGAACUAGGUGUGUAAGAAGGGAUCUGAAAGUUAAUAUGUGUAGAGCCCAAUUUUAAUCAGAUUGGUUCUAAUGGAGCCCAGUUUUCCUGA